AUGGAAGAUGCAUCACUUCUGGUGAGGCGUUGGGAGGAGUGCCUUGCAGCGGCCCGCCCCGGCUCAGGGAGUUGCGGCAGCGAGGGGGAAACAAGCGAGCGUGGACAGCAAAGGCGAACACAGGCAGCAGUCGCGGAAGCGGCACCUGUUGGAAUGGCGGCGUUGAGUUUGUUGUUGCAAAUAGAUCGCAACGGGAACGAAGUUGCCGAUGGCAACGAGGCUGCCCACGGGGGGGCAGAGGCUGUGCGGCUCUGCCAGCGGCUGAGCGAGGUACUUGUGGAGGCGGUUCUGGUCACUGUGGAGUCCUGCGUUCUGUGGACAGGCGUUGGGGCGGCAGUGGAGGCGGUGUGUCGCGAGCUGGGGGCGGCGUCCUCUCAGGCGAAGGAGCAAGCAGACCUUGCAGAGAAGCUCUGCGGCUGGUGGGGCCGCGAGGAGGUUGCAGAGCAGGGCUGGCGCUGGUGUGAGGCGCAUCUCACACUCCUGCCAGCUGAUGAGUCGGCGUGGCGCCAUGGAGCCUCGCAUGACGUGGCGACUCUCACCGAUUGGUGGUGGCGCCCCGAUGCGAUGAGUUCACUCAGUCCACACCCUGAGCAGGAGGCAACGUCGGCUGCUUCUGCUGCACGGCCGCUGUUCAAGGAGGUUUAUGCGACACUGGCGCGGCGGUGCCUUGGCGAAUCCCCUCCUGCGGAGCUCUCCGACGCCACAGAACUUCUAAAGGCUCUACGUGAAUCAUCUAGGAGCCUCUUCUCCCACCGCAUAGCGGUGGGUCGUGGCGUAUUGCGACGCCUUUUCACAGUGAAGGCGACAGCGCUGCUGCAUCAAUCUCAUCUCCUAUGUUGUCUCGCCUUUCUAAAGAAUGCUGCUCAACCUUGUCACCGGGAGAUGGAUGGAACAAAAUCUCGCGAGAGCAGUGGACAUGAAUUGUUCUGGGUGUCGCGUGAGUGUCUCUCACUUGCAUGGCGAAAUCUUCUUGCGGCGAUAACAGCGGUGCAAGUGGCUACAAUGCACUUCGGUGCGUCCUGUGAAGACUUGCGGCGGCAGAUUCGAUUGGCGUUAUUCGGCGCAAAGGAAGUGGCGAAAGAGGGCGACGGCGUCUCCCCACCUUGGAACGACGCCUUUUACGUGCACCCUUUUGCUGAGCCGUGUGAAAACACGUGUCGUAUUACACACGGCGUAGGAUUUAUUGCCACGGGGAAAAUCGGUGAGGGCAGUGUCAUUCUGCAGGAACAGCCGCUUAUUUACUUUGAUGCCCCACAUCAACGCACCGCCGGAACGGAGAUGCAAAAUGCCGAGAUGUCAACUGUGACGAGUGCAGCACUCGAAUUGUUUCGGCGUGGCGGUCUCACAUUUAAAGGCGGUGCGGCGACGUCCCAAGCGACGGAGGCCCUGCGAGGUGGUGUACUCUUCGGAGCGACCCCUCAAGUUGGCGAACUGUGGACGGCGCUGCAUCUGCUUGCCGUCAUGCAACCCGAAGGUGACAACAGUAGUCGAUCGGAGGACAGUUUUGCGCGCGACAUUGCCGACCUCCUGCGCUGCUGGAAUAAUCGCGCCAUUUUAUUGCGCCCCGUGGAGGACUUUAGCAUCGGCCAGCAGGGCGCCACCGGGGACGCGAAGUCCUUGUUUCCGUUUGCCUCUUUGCUAAAUCACAGCUGCUCGCCAAACGCGCUACGCAUCUUUUUUGAAGAGGGCGGUGGCCCCUCGCCAGUGGGGGGCGGUGGCUUGUGUGUUGUGGCCCUUCGCGAAAUUGAACCCGGCGAGGAGAUAACCGUCUCAUAUCUGCCGUCGCUCCUUCGUUCCAGGGAGGCAAAACGGCAGCGGAACGGCUUCUCCUGUCGCUGUGCUUUUUGCCUCUCGCACAGUGCACUGCUGGAGGGCGUGGUGUGUCCUGUGUGCCGUCAGCUCAUUUACGACGAGCCCAGCGACGGUGACGCGGCUUCCUCUGUGAAAUUAACUGACAGAGCAAGGCGGCGCGUGGCCCCAUACGCACACGCGCCUGAUUGCGCAUAUGUGGGAGGUGGCGGCCACUACAAGCAGCUUGCCGGGCACAUGACACUUGGAUUCAAGACGGCGCUUGACAAGGUACACUGCGAGCUUUUACAAAAUAGUGAUAGUGGGGUCGUGAAUAAAGAUGGAAGUUGCACGCAGGAUGGUCCUGGAAAUACAGAGUGGGAGAAAAAGGAUGGAGAACCCAGGGAAGAAGACGAUGACACUGAUGCUGAUGGCAAACAGUACGCACGGCGCGCUCGGAGGGCCGUGCGUCAGUUGAUGGAACUUGACACUUUGGCGUCUGGGCUCCCAAGGACACACCACUAUCGAUUGCAGGCCAGGAUGGAGUGUUUGGCCACGUCCCUGAAUGCCAACAUGACGCCACAUGACAUUGCACAACUGCUGCAACUAGGUGGGGAGCUCCUAGAGGAUUUAGAGAUGCUGCUGCCGCAAAAUUACCCGCUCUUGACGGGAAUCCGUCUUCACUAUGCUCUUGCACGCAGCCGAUACCUGAUUGCCACAACAGACGUCAGCGAUCCUGCAGCGGGCGGGUAUCCGGAGGGGUGCUGCGGAGCGGUGCGUGAACAAGCGGAAAUGAUGCGUCUGCCAUUUAUGCGGGACAGAGUUAUUCGUGAAUGUGUGGUGCGGGCGUUUCAAGAGCAUUACGUUUACACUGGCUGGCGCUUCGCGGAGGCCAAGGAGAGCGACCUUCUUCAAAGUUUUUUGCAACGAUACAGGGCGGAACUGUUUGCGUGUGGUGUGGAGGAUUGCUCGCACUUUGAUAUGUUGUCGCUGAUGUCUGAUGGGGCGGAGGGUGGCGACACAUAG
Messenger RNA from Trypanosoma conorhini, 2814 nucleotides. RefSeq lists its product as uncharacterized. Gene Ontology annotation, molecular function: protein binding. The transcript has a single exon. The coding region runs from base 1 to 2814 and encodes 937 amino acids. The record is from RefSeq and is a predicted model, not a curated record. NCBI's taxonomy places the organism in Eukaryota, Euglenozoa, Kinetoplastea, Trypanosomatida, Trypanosomatidae.